This is a messenger RNA of Eublepharis macularius, 2825 nucleotides long. RefSeq names its product neutrophil cytosolic factor 1 (gene NCF1). Gene Ontology annotation, biological process: respiratory burst; superoxide anion generation. The record is from RefSeq and is a predicted model, not a curated record. Gene Ontology annotation, cellular component: NADPH oxidase complex; cytoplasm. Bases 65 to 1213 code for a protein of 382 amino acids. Gene Ontology annotation, molecular function: superoxide-generating NADPH oxidase activator activity; protein binding; phosphatidylinositol binding. Lineage: Eukaryota; Metazoa; Chordata; Lepidosauria; Squamata; Eublepharidae. The transcript has 11 exons.
UAAGGGAAGAAGCAGUGAGUAUUCUGGUAGUAGCCAAGGUGUAUCUAGAGUACUAGUGGCAAAGAUGGGGGAUGCCUACAUCAGACACAUUGAACUUUUGGGGUUCGAGAAGCGAUUUUUCCCAAGCCAACACUAUGUUUACAUGUUCUUGGUGAAAUGGCAAGAUCUCACCGAAAAAGUCGUGUAUCGGAAGUUCACCGAGAUAUAUGAAUUUCAUAAAGCUCUAAAAGAAAUGUUUCCCAUCGAAUCUGGGGAUAUCAACAUAGAGAAUCGGAUUAUCCCUCACUUGCCUGCCCCAAGGUGGUUUGACAGCCACAGAUCCACUCAGAACAGGCAAAGCACGCUGUCAGAAUAUUGCUCCGCACUGAUCAACUUGCCUCGCAAAAUCUCCCAAUGUGCACACAUCCUGAACUUCUUCAAGGUCAGAAGUGAUGACCUGAACCCACCUACAGCAAGCCAGAAACCAGAAACCUUUUUGAUGCCCAAGGACUCCAAGAAAGGUAUAGCAGACAUCACAGGACCCAUUAUCCUCCAGACAUAUCGAGCGAUUGCUGAUUACGAGAAGAACUCCACCACUGAGAUGGGGGUCAAGACCGGCGACGCUGUGGAUGUGGUAGAGAAAAGUGAAAGCGGUUGGUGGUUCUGUCAAUUAAAGAAUAAACGAGGUUGGGUCCCCGCUGCGUACCUAGAACCUAUGGAAGGUCCAGAUGAGGCUGAAGAUCAGGAACCCAACUAUGCAGGUGAACUCCACAUUGUCCGCAAAGGCUACACAGCUGCCCAAGAAGAUGAGAUCACAUUGAAGGAAGGAGAAACCAUUGAAGUUAUCCAUAAAUUGCUUGAUGGCUGGUGGGUUGUCAGGAAAGAUGAAAUCACAGGCUAUUACCCUUCUAUGUAUCUGCAAAAAUUGGGAGAAGAAAACACCCCAGAAAAGAACCAGCUGAGGAACAGAGGAGCACCACCCCGAAGAUCCACCAUCCGGAAUAUCAAAAGCAUUCACAACCAAAACCGCAAACAAAUCAGCCAGGACACCUACAGACGGAACAGCGUGAAGUAUAUGCAGAGCAGAAGGAAACUGAAGACCAACUUCCUGAACAAGGGCAACACCAUUGUGGAGAAGGAUGAAGGAGAGGCUCAGCCAGCCGUUCCUCCAAGACCCAGUAAGGACUUGAUUCUGAUCCGCUGCUCAGAGAGCACUAAGAGCAAAAUCAAAUGAGAGAAGCAGCUGCAUGUGGCUUCUUUGUACCCCCGGAAACAUCUCAAAGCAACACGAUGGCCACAGUGGAAUCAAUAACGUUCUUUGCUCAUAUAACAGUAUAUUCCAGAAUGUCACAUCUACUCGUUUGGGUUUUCAGCAAUGUAUAUAACAUUUUGUACAUGUGUAUGACUAUAAAUCAGUGCAAGACAUAUUGAAUAUGACCUGUGUGUAUUGUGCUAGUCCUUCAAGGUCACAUCCCAUGUCAAUCUUGAAAAGCUUAUGGACUAGUGACAUGUUUGGUAGUAGUAGCAUUCUACAGCCAUGGCUGCUAUAUAUAGCGAGCAAGGUGGCAUGAAUGUCUGUAGAUGUCUUGAGUUUUCACUGAAUGGUGGAGGAUCGGAUGCUGUUCAGCCAUACAUGAUGCUUGUAGGGUGUCUCUUUCUCCAGUUAGUUUGCCAUGAUUUGUGGGUGAUGGAAGAGGAAGGAAUGAUUGAGAAAGCUCGUGUGGUGCUGGACUGAGGAUUUGAAUCUGGUGUUGUGGGGUUAGAGUUUCAGACUAGGAGACCCAAGUGUGAUUCCCCUUCUGCUAUGGAAGCUUGCAGGGUGGCCUUUCAGCCAGUUACCAUCUUUCAGCCUAACCUAUCACAUGGAGUUGUUGUUGUGAGGAUAAAAUGGCAGGAGAAUGCUGUAAGCCACCUUGGGUACACAUUGGGGCAAAAGGUGGGUAUAAAUUAAAUAAUAGCCCUGCUUGUAUUAAAGAUAUUCCAGAUUCUAGCAUUUCAGUUUUUUUAGUAUCUCCAAGUUAGAGGGUACCUAUCUGAAUGGAUACAAAAAAAGAGUUAUUUUAAGGUCCAUAACGGAGUCUGAGGAAUUGCUUUUAGCGGAUGAUAAAGGUAUUAUUUCUAGUAUUUGUUUAUUGAAAAUGAUGCUCAAACUUUUCGCAGUAGGUAGCAAAAAAUAUAGGAAAGAUGAUUCAGCAUGGAAAUUUAUUUUCACUUACGGUAUUUCCUUCACAGUUUGCCUAUCAUUUAGAGAAAAUUUGUGGAAAAUGAUUUACAGGUGGCAUUUAAUUCCUUUAAGACUGGCAAAGAUUUAUAAGAUUAGUACCUGCAUAUGCUGGUUCUGUGAAGAAGAUAAGGUAGAUUUUUUUUCAUAUGUGUUGGGCAUGUGUGUAUGUGCCUCCAGUUAUUGGAAACAAAUGGUGAAAAUUAUAUCAAUAGGAUUGGAAGAGCAAAUUCCCCAUAAACCAGAGACACUGCUGCUGAAUUAUUGACCUGAUUUAUCUAGAAAUCAGCAAACGGUUGCCUUUCAUAUUAUUACAGCUGCCAGACUGGUUUUUGCCAGGCAAUGGAAACAAAAAUAAAAUUACUCCUAGACUAAAAGAUUGGUUGUUGAACAUAAAGGAGAUCUAUACUUGAGUGAAAUUAGCCACUUAUCAGAAAAAUAGAGAUAGUAUAGAUCUUUUAUGGUCUAGAGCAAUACAAAGAAUGGAACUAGCAAUUAUAUAAUUGGAAAUAGUAUUGAUAUUGUCAGUUGAUGGUGAAAUGUUUUACAUGUCUAUGGAAGCAGGAUGAGGGGUCUUAGAUUGACAGUGUAUUUUACCAGCAUUGGUAUCUUUUGUAUAUAUCUG